AUGAAUAAACACAAUCAAAGUCAAAACAUUAUGCCAGGAAACUUGCACCCAGAAGAGUACAGGAUUGCAUCACUUGUCUUUUAUAGUUUUAUAUUCAUAAUUGGAUUGCUAGUGAACAUCACUGCACUAUGGGUCUUCAGCUGCACCACCAAGAAAAGAACAACUAUAACAGUCUAUAUGAUGAAUGUCGCAUUCCUUGACUUAAUUUUUAUAUUUUCCGUACCUUUUCGGAUAACCUACUAUGCAAAAGAAGCUUGGCCAUUUGGAGAUAUAUUCUGUCGGAUUCUUGGUGCUUUCACUGUGUUUUAUCCAAGCAUUGCUCUGUGGCUGCUUGCUUUUAUAAGUGUUGAUAGAUAUAUGGCCAUUGUCCAGCCCAAACACGUCAAAGAACUUAGGAAUACACGGAAAGCUCUUCUAGCUUGCAUUGGUAUCUGGAUAAUGACCCUUGCAUCGACGUCCCCUUUGCUAUUUUUAUAUUCGGAUCCAGAUAAAACCUCAAAUUUUACUACCUGCAUGAAGAUGCUCGAUAUCAUCCAUCUAAAGGAAGUCAAUAUGUUAAAUUUUUCUCGUUUGAUUUUUUUUUUCUUGAUUCCCCUGUUUAUCAUGAUUGGAUGCUAUCUAGUCAUUAUUUACCAUUUUGUCCAUGGCAGGACUUCCAAACUGAAACCCAAAGCUAAGGAAAGAUCCAUAAAAAUUAUAGUUACUCUGAUUGUGCAAGUGCUUGUCUGCUUUGUGCCCUUCCACAUUUGUUUUGCCUUCCUGAUGCUGCAAGACGAAGACCAGAGUUACAAUCCAUGGGCAGCCUUUACCACCUUUCUCAUGAAUCUCAGUACGUGCUUAGAUGUUAUUCUGUACUAUAUUGUUUCUAAACAAUUUCAGGCCAGAGUCAUCAGUGUCAUGCUUUAUCGCAACUAUCUUCGAAGCGUGCGAAGGAAGAGUUUUCGAUCUGGGAGUUUAAGGUCACUAAGUAAUAUAAACAGUGAAAUGAUAUAAACAAAAUCAGAAGAUUCUUAUAAUGGGGCCAAGUGACUUUCACUGAAGUUUUGACAUUUCAACUUGGUUGUAUUCAAGAAUGCUCUGGAGUUGGCAAUAUUGGGACACAUUAGAUCUGUGGUAGCAUAAUUGUGGGACAAGUGGAAUACCAAAGACUUAAAAUAUUAAUGUUUCAUCAAUGUGUUUUACAUUUUUCAUAGUAAAUCCAGGAGAACUAAGAUAUUUAUGAUCUACCAUCUGGGUGAAGCAGGCAAAUAAAUAUAUUGUCCGUGAUGUACUGCCUCUCAAUCAAAUGUAAAUAUUUCCCAGUGUAAAAAAGUCAAUGUCCAUGCUAGUGUAUAUACACUUUAAAUAAAGCACAUGCAGAAUUUCAGUGUGA
This is a messenger RNA of Emys orbicularis (European pond turtle), 1372 nucleotides long. It is a transcript of the gene GPR18, whose product is annotated as G protein-coupled receptor 18. Gene Ontology annotation, cellular component: plasma membrane. The record is from RefSeq and is a predicted model, not a curated record. Gene Ontology annotation, molecular function: G protein-coupled receptor activity. Gene Ontology annotation, biological process: positive regulation of Rho protein signal transduction; phospholipase C-activating G protein-coupled receptor signaling pathway. The coding region runs from base 1 to 993 and encodes 330 amino acids. Lineage: Eukaryota; Metazoa; Chordata; Testudines; Emydidae. The transcript has a single exon.